This is a messenger RNA of Dovyalis caffra, 1026 nucleotides long. NCBI's taxonomy places the organism in Eukaryota, Viridiplantae, Streptophyta, Magnoliopsida, Malpighiales, Salicaceae. The record is from the annotation of a GenBank genome assembly.
AUGCGUUCUGUCUUUAGAAAUAGAACCCUCCUUCUCCUUAAACCCCAUCAACGAAACCAUCUCUCUCUACUAAACCCUUCAGUAAUCAUCCACAGAACAUCAACCUCCUCUACCAUACUUGAAUCUGAAUCCCAAAAUUAUGACCAAAACAAAAAACCCCUUCGCCUCUUAUUCCAAGAAGCUGUAGGAUUAUCUGAAAUAACAGAAACAACAAACAUCGAAACCCAUAAAGAAACCAAUGAGUUUAAGCAAAAAUUAUUUGAGUUAGAGAGAGAAGUGAGGGUUUUAAAAGAAUCAGAGUCAAAGAAGGGUAAAGAAGAGACUUUAAAAAAUGUGAAGAGAAGAACAAAAGAAGAGACAUCGAGUAAGAGUUUGUACUCUGUUUUUUCGGCGAAGAGUGAAAAUAAAGUGGAAAUGAAGGGAAAGGAGGAAAGGCCUAUGGCUUUUAAGGAGGAAAGGAAGAGGAAAGUGGAGAGGGAGGAUAGGCCUAAGGUGUUUAAGGAGUUGUCUCCUGAUAUGGAAAUGUUUAUUACUCAUUUGUAUAAAGAAGGGUACUUCACAAAUGCCAAUUUUCUGAAAGAGGGUAGCUUGGAUUUUAGCUGCUUUAAUGAUAGUUAUGGCAGGGAUUUUAUCAAGUAUGCUGCAGAGAAGUUUGGUAAAGAUCACCAAGAAAUUGCAAAGUGGCUGUCGGGCAGUGACUUGAAAAAGGUGGCUCUUUUUGGUUGCCCUACCCUUAUGAGAAAGUGUGUUUUUUCUGCCAAAAGGUUGCGCAAUUUUUUUGAGAUUCAAGAGGACACUGUAUGUAACAAGUGCGUCUUAAAACGUUCUUGCAAUUUUGUGAAUCAGAGUGUUUGGAAAGGUGAUUUCAAGACUUUGAAUUUAGCUGUUGUAAUGAGGGUCAUCACUUUAUAUGCGUUGGAGGCAGUCCACCCAGAAUUGUUGGUGCCAAAUGAGAUUAUGGUUUCUGUCAAUCGAUUGUUGGCAGAAAUAUUGAAGUUGAGUAAAACUGUUCAUCAAGCGGUUUAG